UACUGGAAUAUUCUUGCGUCCAGUAUGGAGUCAAUUCACGAAGGGCUAGAAUACCUUGACAACUCAACAGAUGAUUCCUUCACCCGAGGCCACAGUGGCUUAGUAAAUGGCUACUCGGAGCAUAAAUCCGAUCUGGAAAAUCCAGGUGAAAUACGACAGAAUUUGAGGGCGGCAAUGAAAGGUGCCCGCCAGCGAAUCACAAACCUUCGAUUGGACCUGGAGGAAAAGGAUAAACUUCUGGAUGCAGAAAAGUCAUUAAGAAAAACCUUGGAGGCAGAAUUAGCAGAGAAAACUGAAGAAUUAUACAAGGAAAAAACUAUGAGCUUGCGUGCAGAGAAUGAAGGAUAUUCACUCAUGAAUACGGCAAGCAGUUUUGGAGAGGAUACUUCCUCAUUUAGGGAAGAAUUAUCCCUUGCACAGCGCUUGAAUCUACAGCUAACAGAGAAGUUAUCCAGAGCAGAAGCUGAAAUCGAAGCAUCCAGAGUAAGCCGUGGUGAACUCUUGGCUCAAACUGAGUCAAAAAUUGCUGCUCGUGGGGCAGCUCUUGUGGAAAAAAUCUACCAAGCCCAGAAGGAGCGAGAUGCUGCUAUGAAUGCCAGACUGCAUAUGGCAAACUCUGAACGAGAGGAGCUAAUUGACAAACUUAGAAGAGCUGAAAGAGAACAUACUGGAUUUGACUCAGGUGUUGACAGUGUGUACGAGGACGAAGAAACUGAGCCAACCAUGAGGUCCUUACUUGGCAGAUUAACAGCAUCAGAAACUCCUGAAUUAAUUGAUAAAAACGGUCAUCUAAUGGCAACCAAGAUAAGAACGGUACAGAAGAACAGAAAGAAAAUGGUGACUGAAGAACUCAAGGCUGUUAUAGCUGAAAGAGAUACAGCAGUAGAAAAGGCCAAAGCUCUUGAGGCAGAGGUUGUCAACCUGCGUAAAGAAAUUGAACUGAUGAAAAAUCAGCACAAGUUAAUGGACAAACAAAGGGUCAAAGCUAUUCAGUCACAGUCAAUUCAAGCUCAACAGGAAAGAGAUCUAGCUUUGAAAAAGUCAAAAAGACUGGAGGAAGAAAUGGAAACAAUAAGAGUCUAUUACAGUUUACACCGCUCAUUGUCUCAAGAACAAUCCCUACGAGAUCAGUUUAAUCAGACAAUGGAUAGUUUUGAAACUCGCCUCAGAGCAAGAGAUGUAGAUAUUCAACAGGCUCAGCGUAGUUAUGAUGAAGUGGUUGAAAAACUCAAAGCUGUUUCACAAGAAAGAACAACUCUAGCAAAACAGCUGGAAGAGGCUUCGAAAAACCGACGACGAGAAAAGGAACGGGCUGAUAAGUUAGAGAGACUUGUUGGAGUUCUUCGCAAGCGCAUUUCAGAAACUGGCGGAACAAGUGUAGCUACCAUAAACUAGAGGGGAGGGGUGGGUCAGAAUGAACUAUAGGGCACAGAUUAGCAAAGAUAAUCUGAAGGGGGGGAGGGUUGUCACAUUUACUUCCUACUGUAUAUAUUAUAUAUAUGAGAUGUCAUUUCUUUGCAAAGAUUACAUUUCACACAAUCUUUUGUAGAGAUGGAGAUAGUUUGGAUCAAGAACAAACUAAAUAUUCACUUAUGAAAUAAUUUAUUUGCAGUGGACUCAAUCACAGAGAUACUACAUGCUUUUUAUAUCAGUGCUUUUUUCUGCUUUGUAGAUAGCACUCAAUUCAUACAUUCAUAUAGCUCAACAAAAAAUAAACUAUUAUGCUAAGGUUA
Pocillopora damicornis (cauliflower coral) is the source of this 1733-nucleotide messenger RNA. RefSeq names its product mirror-image polydactyly gene 1 protein. The record is from RefSeq and is a predicted model, not a curated record. Lineage: Eukaryota; Metazoa; Cnidaria; Anthozoa; Scleractinia; Pocilloporidae.